AUGUCUCCUGUUCCCGCACCGCCAACAACCCCACUACACGUCGUCCUUUCCGAGGCUUCCUACUCUCCACAAGACGAGUCUUUCCAAGUUCACGUCCACGGCAUCUCAGAGGAAGACCCUCAAUCGCCAUCGAGCACCGUCACCGUCCGCUCCCCUUUUGUCUCGGCAGGGCAUGAAGCCAAAGUUAACUGGUACUGCGAGGCUGCAGACCGAGAAAUUUUUCCUAUAACUGGUCGUCUCAAUACCAUUGACAAGCUCCUCCAAAACUAUGGCACCACCUUGUUCACCAUGGUCUUCGGCACCCCGGAGACCACCCUCCCUGAUGACCAUUUUGUCUCUAUCCGCGUUGUCGGUAGCGCACGCUUUUGUUCUUUGCAUUGGGAGCUACUCCGAGACCCCGCCAAGCUCCACGAGCCAUCGAAUGGCGCUGUUGUCUUGGACCCCACCCGCUGUCUUGUCCGUGAUGUCCAGCAUCGAAGCCCGCAUCACAUCAUCCCGCAUCCCAUCAACUCGUAUCCCACCUUGAACGUCUUGUUCCUCACCGCGAGGAGUCGCACAGACGAAAAGGAUAUCCCAUUGCGCAUUGAGAGUCUCGCCGUCAUGGACAGCGUCAGAAAUCACGACCUUCCUUUGCGUCUCGACCUCGUCCGUCCUGGCACCGUCACCGCCUUAUGGGAAAAGCUCAAGCUGGUUAAGCCAGGCUUUUACCACAUACUCCACUUGGAUUGUCAUGGCACAACUAGCGAUGACUCCUUCCAUUCACCAAAUGGUAUUGCCAAUAAUCGCCUCAUGUUCGAGUGCGAGCGCUUCGGCUUCACCACCGUCUCCGGUGAUGAAAUAGCCCAUGUUGUCGACGAAUUCAAGAUCCCUAUUGUUAUCACGAGUGCCUGCCGGUCAGGCAUGAGCAACCCCGGCAGCCCUAGCUUCGCGUACGAGCUCUUCUCAAGGAGCAAUGUGCAGUGCGUUUUGGCCAUGGCCUUGUCGGUUCUCGUAGAUACAACCGCCCGAUUCGUCCGGGAAUUCUAUCGAGCCAUUUUAGCCCCAUCCCAGAUGAAUUCCGUUCGCGUUGCCACUACGCGAGCACGUCUGGCCAUGCAUGAGGACCCUCGCCGAAAUGGUGUUAUGGGACCAAUUGAAAGGCAAGACUGGUGGAUUCCGCAGCUCUACGAGAGAAAGCUUCCCAACCGUUCAGAGACUGGACUAUUUAGACGGUGCAAGUGGGAGGAUGCUGCCCUUCUCGUUGAGUCUCCAGAAGAUAAAUCCCUUAUCUGGGAGGACAGUGAACUUAACGUCAAACGGAAGAACCUCCUGAUCAACGAACCAGUCGACGAAACGACUUUUUUAGGUCGGAAUGAUGAUCUCCAUGGCUUAGAAGGGAAGGUUUUUUCUCAGGAGAGAGCAGAUAACAUUAUUCUCUUGUAUGGAAUGAUGGGGUGCGGGAAGACUGCGUUUGUCACGUACGUGUCUUGGUGGUGGAGUGUCACUGGACUUGUAAGAGACAAAUUUGUGUUUCGCAUGCAUGAGAAGUCGUUUUCUCUAAACCAUAUGAUAUGGCACAUUUACCGGCAGCUUUUUAACGUCUCUGGAUAUGACCCAACUGAUCAAAGUGAGUUACAACGGGCAGAUGACCGUCGUCGCGUAACGAAUCACUUGCGGGAAAAUUGUUAUGUCAUUGUGAUUGAUGGCGCCGAGAGGCUGUGCACACGUGAAGGAACGGGCAGAUCUGUGUCUGAGCGCUUUGAAUCGAUACCUUCACAAUACGAAAGUGAAUUCGAAAGUGACUCUGAGGACGGUAGAUUUAAAUCAAGAGUAAACCAUGGAUCUCACGACCGAGAACAAAUUGCAGAAUGGCUGGCCGAGUUGCAAGGAGGAAAGACAAAGGUCCUUGUUGGGUUUCGAGGAAGUUCGGAGAGUGACCUGAUGAAGUACAUCAAAAACAGGUCAAAUAACUUGGACCUUGCUACAAUCGUGGGUAAGUAUCCGAGCCGCCUCAUCGGAAGCUUGUCUAAGAAAUGGGCCGAAGUUUUGGUUAAGCAGCUCUUAGACGAGAGCGGUGACAGCUCCGACCCCAAGUAUAAAGCCCUUUACAGUUAUCCAAUGCUUGACCUUUACGCUGGUAACCCUUUGGUGAUCAAGCUUAUUGUAGGAACUUUCAAGGCCGGGGACAUGUCAAAUGCCCCUCAUCCGGAGGAUUUGUUUGAAAGCCUUCCAAAGCACUUGACCAACCCCUCAGACUCAAUGAGUGUGAUGGAGAGUCUAGAAUACUCAUUCAACUUGCUGUCGGCUCCCCAGCAGGAAGCUCUCCUUUUUCUAGCUCCUUUCAAAGGCUCGGUUUCAGCCCAAGGCCUCACCCAUUAUGCCCAUGCACUUGAACAGAACGAUGACAGUUUAACGAAGUUUGACAGGAACGCAUGGGACUCUGCUAUCAAGAUGGCCGUGAGAUGGGGCUUGCUGACUCAUCACGAGCGUAUGAGCUCGCAUGGAGGCCAAGAGGCCUGGAGAAUCCACGCAUGCCUUUCCGUCUUGUUGAUGAGGAAGCUGUGCCACAAACGUGCGUGUACUUCACGAGGUACAUUGAAUGAGUUAACGUCUAGUAAGGGAUACGCAGUCUUGGAAGAUGCCGACAAGGACAAAGUUUUGCAUCCGAUGCUGAAGCCCAUGCAUGUGGCCUACUGGAAAUUGUCGUUACAGCUUUACGACCUGCUCCGCGAUUCCAACAAAGUUAUGCAUGACUUUGGUCGCGUCAUGACAGAAAUAGAAUUCUGGAAUCUAAAGAGAGUCUUGAGGUAUGCCUUGGAAGAGAAACAAGCUUUCUAUGGCGUUCUCCUGCCCAUGUAUUGGUACUUGGCGGCGAAGAACGAUAUCACACAGAGAUACGCUCUGUGCCGAAGAAUCAUUGAAAAGGUCGGCGUCUAUGACAGACUUGCUGAUAUCCCUGUCUCAAACAAAGUAUAUAGCAUGGACAUCCCACGGUCGUACCACAUAUACGGGAUGUUGCUGGGCCAUAACCGUCUGCACAAACUCAACGAGGCUGAGGAAUGGUUCAACCGAACCAUCAGAAUAUGGAAAGAAUGCAAUAACAGUCGCGAACUUGCAGUCACCCAUCAUGAAUUAGGAUGGGUUGCAAUGAACAAACGCGAAUUUUCGAAAGCUGAAAGACACUAUGAAGAAGCGUUGAGGCUCAGUGAUCGGCUCGGCCGAUCCCGCACUCUACACAACAUGGGCUUGCUUGCCGCCGAACAACGGAACUUUCCUCGGGCCAUGCAGUACCACGAAGACGCCCGCCAGCUCUACGAAGAGCAAAAAGACGUUCGUGCAGUGGCGAGCGCUUACCACCACAUGGCCAUCAUUGCUGCGAAGGUAAAGGAUUUUGAAACUGCAGAACAGUACGCGAAGACUGCACUUAAGGUCCGAAAGCAAAGGGAGGAAACGGAACAGAGUGCGAAUGUGUAUCAGCUAAGAGGAAACAUCGCACAGCGACGAGUCAGGGAAGAAGAUGUUGACAGUGUAGAAGCUCACAAAAGUCUAGACUUUGCGAAACGGAAGUACACUAAAGCAAUGGUUGCUUACAACUGCGACACAGGAUAUCACUACGGAGUCAUACCAGAGCGAGAAAUGUUGCACGAGAAUUACGGGCUUCUCAUGGCAGCACUUCGGCGCUAUGCUGUAAGUGAGGACGAAAAGCGGGAACUGCUUAGAGCCGAAAUGGAUUCAUACCUACAUCUCAAGGACGGUGCAUAUCCAAAGGCAGAAUACAACCUGGGCUUGCUUUACGAAGAGCUCGGGCAAGAUGAAAAGGCGUUCGCAUGCUACUGUUGCGCUGCAGAUCUUACAUCCGGCGUGGUUGAGGGAACUGCUGAGUUUGAGGCCUGCUGCAGGGCGCAGGUCGCAAAAGCCCGUUGCUUAGCGAGAGGCAAGGGCGUCGAGCAAGACGAGCACAAAGCCAUUGGUAUUAUGUUGAAGCUACAGGGGGAAAUUGAAGAAGAAGAUCCCUUGAUCUCACUGGGUCUCCCGGAAGAAGUCACAUGA
Molecule: messenger RNA, 4029 nt
Organism: Chondrus crispus (carragheen)
Lineage: Eukaryota; Rhodophyta; Florideophyceae; Gigartinales; Gigartinaceae
Exons: 1
Coding region: 1-4029 (1342 amino acids)
Molecular function (GO): protein binding
Source: RefSeq, a predicted model, not a curated record